GGGUGCGCCACGAUGAAGAGGGCCCGCCCCGUGGUCGCACCCUACCUAGGGUCCCGCCUCUUUCUCGGCUGUGACUCUUUUGUUUGACACAUCUCCCGGGACAGUCUGUAACAAUGGUGAACUUCCCCAAGACUCGCCGCUCUUUCUGCGCCUCCUCCAAGUGCCGCAAGCACACCCAGCACCGUGUCACCCAGUACCGUGCUGGCAAGCGCCGUUUCUUCGCUCAGGGUGAGCGCCGCUACCGCGCCAAGCAGGCCGGUUUCGGUGGUCAGACCAAGCCUAUCUUCCACAAGAAGGCUAAGGUCACCCGUAAGAUCACCCUCCGCCUUGAGUGCUCCGACUGCAGCCACCGCUUCCAGUUCUCCCUGAAGCGCUGCAAGUCCUUCGAGCUUGGCGGUGCCACCAAGAGCAGCUCCGACUAAAUGUCCUCACCAUCAGCUGCUGCUGUUGCUGCUGCUGCUGCGGUCGUUGCGCUGCGCCGCCGCUGCCGUCGCCACUGCCAUUUCCCGAGCCACCCUGACCGCCGUUCUCCCCCUCGGCUGCCCGUUCCGGCGCCCGAGUGAGACGAUGACGACCCUCGGCCGUGGGUGUGCUCGCCCCUUGGUGGCAGUGGCAGCAUAGCCAUGCAUAUGCCGGCCGCUGUGUGGCGGCCGGUGUGGCGGCAGCGCGCGGGGCACCGGCGGGCGGAUGGGGCGGCUGCCUCCAAUAAUUGCCGCCACACACACCACCCGCUGCGCGCACACGAGUCUCGCCCCCAAUGCCAUCAUCCAAUCAUCAGUAGUUUCUCCA
Fonticula alba is the source of this 789-nucleotide messenger RNA. Its product is annotated as 60S ribosomal protein L44. The transcript has 3 exons. Gene Ontology annotation, cellular component: cytosolic large ribosomal subunit; ribosome. Gene Ontology annotation, molecular function: structural constituent of ribosome. The coding region runs from base 114 to 422 and encodes 102 amino acids. NCBI's taxonomy places the organism in Eukaryota, Rotosphaerida, Fonticulaceae. Gene Ontology annotation, biological process: translation. The record is from RefSeq and is a predicted model, not a curated record.